AUGGCUAAAUCUUCGGCAACAAUCCAUGAUUUGGCCUGCAGCCAUGCCUUCACACAUGCGGAUAGCUCUUCGAGCAUUAUUGUCAUUGCGUCAGACUCCGUAUCUGCCGCAAGUACCCGAUUCCCCGCUGUCGUCAUUGCCGACUCCAGGUCUGUUGCUUCCGUCGUCCAACCUCGGCCAUGGUAUAUGGCUGUGAAUUCACUGACCUCCCUCUGGAGCGACUCAAGGGAGGGAGGAUGGCAACAGGGACCAUUCAACUCCGAAGCAGGUUGA
This is a messenger RNA of Penicillium hordei, 273 nucleotides long. RefSeq lists its product as uncharacterized. The coding region runs from base 1 to 273 and encodes 90 amino acids. The record is from RefSeq and is a predicted model, not a curated record. The transcript has 2 exons. NCBI's taxonomy places the organism in Eukaryota, Fungi, Ascomycota, Eurotiomycetes, Eurotiales, Aspergillaceae.